AACCACAGCUGAGGAGACACUCGGAGACUCUUCCGUUUCUCAGUCAUGCAACUCUGGAAAAUAACCAAAGUUAGACUCGACGUUUUUAGACCUCAAGGUUUUCAAGAAAAUUCCUGAAACACUGACCUUUUUAAUGGGUAUUUGUAUUGUAGCAUAGAAGCCACACGUGUUGGACAAGUGGACGAAGAACGUGCCCUUCAUCCCUCCGUGCCUCCCCCCCGCCCCGGGUCUCGACCUCAGUGGAAUUUAUUUCCCCUUGUGGCCGUCAGGUUGAGGAACACGUGGCGUCGUCGGCCUGACCACCGCCGUGUGUGCGUGAUACUUUAAGAACUGCUAAUGCAUCGACUAAGGACUUGUGCGGCGCGGUUGCGUCCGCUCACCGCCUCGCAGGCGGCUCAGACUAUAGGCCAGCAACGGCCGAUCACAGUUGCCAACACUGGCAGCGCAAGGACGUUUCGGCCAAUCAGGUGCUACUCUGCGCCGGUGGCCUCUGAGCCGUUCCUGAACGGGACGAGCUCCAACUACGUGGAGGAAAUGUACUAUGCCUGGCUGGAGAACCCAAAGAGUGUUCACAAGUCGUGGGAUGUGUUUUUCCGCAACGCCCACGCCGGCGCUCCCCCUGGUGCUGCGUAUCAGUCUCCUCUGGGUCUGUCCGCGGCGUCGGGCCUCGUUGCUCCUCAGCUCACCUCUCUGGUUGGGGCUCAGCCAAAUGUGGAGAAGCUGGUGGAGGAUCACCUGGCCGUCCAGUCCCUCAUCAGGGCGUACCAGAUCCGAGGUCACCAAGUGGCCCAGUUGGACCCCCUAGGCAUCAUGGACGCCGAUCUGGAUUCUUGUGUUCCCACUGACAUAAUCACUUCCUCCGACAAGCUGGGCUUCUACGGUCUGGUCGAGUCUGAUCUGGACAAGGUGUUUCGUCUGCCCACGACCACCUUCAUUGGAGGCUCAGAGAGCGCCCUCCCGCUGAAGGAGAUCAUUCGCCGCCUGGAGAUGGCGUACUGUCAGCACAUCGGCGUUGAGUUCAUGUUCAUCAACGACCUGGAGCAGUGUCAGUGGAUCAGACAGAAGUUUGAGACUCCGGGAGUGAUGCAGUUCACUCUGGAGGAGAAGAGGACGCUGCUGGCCCGCAUGGUCAGGUCCACCAGGUUUGAAGAGUUCCUGCAGAAGAAGUGGUCGGCAGAGAAGCGUUUUGGUCUGGAGGGAUGCGAGUCCCUGAUCCCUGCUCUGAAAACCAUCAUUGAUAAAUCCUCUGAGAACGGAGUGGAGAACGUCAUCAUGGGAAUGCCUCACAGGGGUCGCCUCAAUGUUUUGGCAAACGUGAUCCGGAAAGAGUUGGAGCAGAUCUUCUGUCAAUUUGACUCCAAACUGGAGGCAACCGAUGAGGGCUCUGGCGAUGUGAAGUAUCAUCUGGGAAUGUAUCACCGUCGCAUCAACCGCGUCACGGACCGGAACAUCUCUCUCUCACUGGUGGCCAACCCCUCUCACCUGGAGGCGGUCGACCCCGUGGUCCAGGGGAAAACCAAGGCGGAGCAGUUCUACUGCGCGGACAAUGACGGGAAACGGGUGAUGUCAAUCCUUCUUCACGGAGACGCCGCAUUUGCCGGUCAGGGCAUCGUCUACGAGACCUUCCACUUGUCCGAUCUGCCGUCCUACACCACGCACGGCACCGUGCACGUCGUCGUCAACAACCAGAUCGGUUUCACCACCGACCCCCGUAUGGCCCGCUCCUCCCCGUACCCCACGGACGUGGCCCGAGUUGUCAACGCUCCCAUCUUCCACGUCAACGCUGACGACCCCGAGGCGGUGAUCUACGUCUGCAAGGUGGCCGCCGAGUGGAGAGCCACGUUCCACAAAGACGUGGUGGUCGACCUGGUGUGCUACCGCCGAAUGGGUCACAACGAAAUGGACGAGCCCAUGUUCACGCAGCCCCUGAUGUACAAGCAGAUCAAGAAGCAGAAACCGGUGCUGCAGAAAUACGCAGAGAAGCUCAUCGCAGAGGGCGCCGUUAGCCGACAGGAGUACGAGGAGGAGAUUGCCAAGUACGAUAAGAUUUGCGAGGAGGCGUACACUCGCUCCAAAGACGAGAAAAUCCUCCACAUCAAGCACUGGCUGGAUUCACCGUGGCCCGGUUUUUUCACCCUGGAUGGACAGCCCAAGUCCAUGAGCUGCCCCUCCACAGGUCUGACUGAAGAAAACCUGAACCACAUCGGACAGAUUGCCUCUUCUGUCCCCGUGGAGGACUUCACCAUCCACGGAGGUCUCAGUCGCAUCUUGAAAGGCCGAGGCAAGAUGAUCGAGAACCGCACGGUGGACUGGGCGUUGGCCGAGUACAUGGCCUUCGGAUCGCUGCUGAAAGAAGGAACUCACAUCCGGCUAUCGGGACAGGACGUGGAGCGAGGGACGUUUAGCCACCGGCAUCACGUCCUCCAUGACCAGAACGUGGACAAGAGGAUCUGUAUUCCCAUGAACCACCUCUCUCCUGACCAGGCACCGUACACCGUCUGCAACAGCUCGCUGUCAGAGUACGGCGUCCUGGGCUUUGAGCUGGGCUUCGCCAUGGCCAGUCCUAACGCUCUGAUCCUGUGGGAGGCGCAGUUCGGCGACUUCCACAACACGGCCCAGUGCAUCAUCGACCAGUUCAUCUGUGCCGGUCAGGCCAAGUGGGUCAGACAGAAUGGCAUCGUGCUGCUGCUGCCACACGGACUGGAGGGCAUGGGUCCAGAACAUUCUUCGGCUCGGCCAGAGAGAUUCCUCCAGAUGUGUAAUGAUGAUCCAGAUGUGAUGCCUAACAUUACAGACGACUUCGCCGUUCGUCAGCUCUACGACUGUAACUGGAUCGUAGUGAACUGUGCCUCUCCAGGAAAUUACUUCCACGUCCUCAGACGACAGAUCCUCCUGCCCUUCAGGAAGCCACUAAUCGUCUUCACUCCAAAGUCUCUGCUGCGCCACCCGGAGGCCAGGUCCAACUUUGACGAGAUGCUCCCUGGAACUCACUUCCAGAGGUUGAUCCCCGACAACGGCCCGGCGUCGGAGCGUCCCGAGGAGGUGAAGAGGGUGAUCUUCUGCACGGGGAAGGUUUACUACGAGCUGACCAAGGAGAGGAAGAGCAAAGGGAUGGACGGAGACGUCGCCAUCUCACGCAUAGAGCAGCUGUCUCCGUUCCCAUUUGACCAGGUGAGGGCUGAGUCGGAGCGUUACGCCAACGCCGACUUGGUCUGGUGUCAGGAGGAGCACAAGAACCAGGGAUACUACGACUACGUGAAGCCCCGGAUCAGAACCACCAUCCAGAGGGCCAAACCUGUCUGGUACGCCGGCAGAGAGCCAGCCGCAGCCCCUGCCACAGGAAACAAAAACACUCACCUGAUGGAGCUGCGGCGUUUCCUGGACACUGCCUUCGACCUGGACGCAUUCAAGGAUCAACAGUAAAAAAAAAACCUGUGACCUUUAACCCCUCCCCUCCCCCCUCUUCCCUUCAUCUGUCCCACCUGUGACUCCUGACCUCUGGAUCCCAGUUUUUACUCAAACACGACCAUAUUCUCAAACCACUCAGUAAAAAAAAAAUAAAAUAAAUUAAAAAAAUUACGACCUCAGAAAACAAAUACACUCUGUGUAGUACUCAGCAAAAUACUUCAAACGAAACGGAGUACGAAGUAAAACGCAAAACGUUGAGUGUAAAUCACACACAAACACUACACUGAUACUAUUAAACUUCACAGGGGGCAGCAUCCGGUCGAUUUUACUUCUACUGCAGGAUGUACUGCAGUAGUACAAACUGUAUCGUGUCAGAGUUUUUUUUUCUCUCCUCAUUUUCACUGAUAUAUAUAUAUGAUAAAAAAUAUCGGAGUAAAUUAUGUAUCAGUCAGGCUCACUGUGGUCCACCAUGAAGAGACCAGUGACCCAAUUUUGGCCCCCGAGCCACAGGUUGUAGACCCCCUGGUAUGAACUGAUUUGGCUGCAGGGUGGUUUUUUUUUUUUAUUUAUUUGGUUUUUUUUAAACAGCGACAUCUGGUGGAGAACUCCCAUCAGUGAUUGAGUAGAGUGAGCGAGCAACAAAGUGGUGUGAGGGGGAGGUAGGGUGAGAGAUUAUUUUUAUCUGAGGUCACAAUUUAGCGGAGUUCCUGAACAUGAAAUUUGACUUCUCAACAGCGCCCCCUCUCAUCUCCAUUUAGCACAGCAGGUCAGGGUUUAUAACAGAUGGUCCAGAAAACUUUUUUAUUUUUUUAUUUUUUCUUCCUCAUAUUCGUCAUCACUGCUUCUUAACUUUGAAUCCACUCCUCGACCCAGAAACCACCGUCACCUGCUUCACUAUUCCCGGCGACGGCAAAUAUUUAAAAACUCCUUGGAGUGGAGCUAGCUCGGGAAAAACGGUGUACUUUUUUUUUUUUUCUUUUUAAGGUUUAGCAUCUCCUUUUUUUCCGGGUUUUUAUUUUAGUCGAUUAAGACACACAUUUAGACGUUUGCUGGUGGAAAAGGGAGAAUUAAAAACAAUACAACUGAAUGCACUGCUCACCAUUAAUUUAUCUCCUUAGUUUCCGGGCUCUCUUCUAUCGCAGCUUUUACCCUGUGCCAAAGCAGAGUGUCUCCUGAUUUUAUUGAGUUUUCCUGUCUGUCAUCUGAAUGAACUCUGUCUGUCGCCACAAAAACAAAUGAAUAAACAAAUGAAUGAAUAAACGGAUAAAUACAAACAAAGUCUAAAUCUCCUGGUUUGAAGCUGCGCUGACGUAGAAAGAAAAGAAAAUGAUUUAUUUAUUUUCAUAAUCGGGGGAUUUCACUUCCAUCACUUGAUUCAAUAAAGAAUUCUACUGAAAGA
Molecule: messenger RNA, 4807 nt
Organism: Cynoglossus semilaevis (tongue sole)
Lineage: Eukaryota; Metazoa; Chordata; Actinopteri; Pleuronectiformes; Cynoglossidae
Gene: ogdha
Product: oxoglutarate dehydrogenase a
Exons: 22
Coding region: 337-3423 (1028 amino acids)
Biological process (GO): tricarboxylic acid cycle
Cellular component (GO): mitochondrion; oxoglutarate dehydrogenase complex
Molecular function (GO): thiamine pyrophosphate binding; oxoglutarate dehydrogenase (succinyl-transferring) activity
Source: RefSeq, a predicted model, not a curated record